Molecule: messenger RNA, 1455 nt
Organism: Actinia tenebrosa (Australian red waratah sea anemone)
Lineage: Eukaryota; Metazoa; Cnidaria; Anthozoa; Actiniaria; Actiniidae
Product: betaine--homocysteine S-methyltransferase 1
Molecular function (GO): zinc ion binding; betaine-homocysteine S-methyltransferase activity
Source: RefSeq, a predicted model, not a curated record
AAGCUGAAAUGAGGGUUAAUCUCGUACGACUGGUUUUUAAACAAUGGAAACGUGUUGGUCAUGACCGACCAGUUAGCAAGUAGUUCUCCAGUGAGCAGCAUACAACAGAGUGCUUCGUCUUCUCUCUUUGGUAAAACUCCUCUAACGAAAUGCCUUCGAAACGUGGUUUUCUUGAAAGACUUGAUGCUGGCGAAGUUGUCAUCGGAGAUGGCGGCUUCGUGUUCGCGUUGGAGAAAAGAGGAUACGUAAAAGCCGGCCCUUGGACACCAGAAGCAAUAGUCGAGCAUCCUGAAGCAGUACGACAACUUCACCGAGAGUUUUUACGUGCUGGGGCUGAUGUCAUGCAGACCUUUACCUUCUAUGCCAGUGAAGAUAAGCUAGAAAACCGUGGCAAUAAGGCUGCUAAGACUCAUGGGGUUUCAGCAAUCAAUGAAGCUGCAUGUGACAUAGCUCGCGAAGUGGCAGAUGAAGGUGACUGUCUUGUGGCUGGUGGAGUGUGCCAGACACCCACCUACCUUAGCGGUAAAGGCAAAGAAGCUUGUCAGGUUGAAUUCAAGAAGCAGCUUGAAGUGUUCAUGAAAAAAAAUGUUGAUUUUCUUAUUGCUGAGUAUUAUGAACAUGUGGAGGAGGCAGAGUGGGCUGUUGAAGUCUGUAAGGCAACAGGAAAACCAACAGCUUGCAGUUUGUGUAUUGGACCAGAGGGGGAUAUGCAUGGUGUCUCAGCAGGCGACUGUGCAGUAAGAUUGGUUAAAGCAGGCGCAGAUGUUGUUGGCGUUAAUUGCCAUUUUGGACCUAUUAAAUGCCUGGAGACAAUGCGUCUGAUGAAAGCAGCACUUGAUGCUGCAGGUUUGAAAUGCCAUCUUAUGAUUCAGCCUCUUGGUUACCAUACACCUGACUGUGGAAAGCAAGGAUUCAUUGAUCUGCCCGAGUUUCCUUUUGGUCUUGAGCCUCGUAUAUGCACCAGGUGGGAUAUGCACAAGUAUGCACGUGAUGCAUAUGAAAUUGGCAUUCGCUUUAUUGGUGGAUGUUGUGGCUUUGAACCUUACCAUAUCCGGGCUAUCAGUGAAGAGUUUGCCAAAGAAAGAAAUAAGCUUCCAGUUGGCAGUGAAAAGCAUGGAAUGUGGGGAGAUGGUCUAAAGCAACACACAAAACCCUGGGUUAGGGCAAGGGCUUGCCGUGAAUACUGGGAGAACUUGAAGCCAGCUAGUGGUCGACCAUACAGCAGUUCUAUGUCUACCCCAUCAGGAUGGGGUGUAACAGCUGGUGAUAAAAUGCUGGAGCAGCAUGCUGACACUACGACCGACACUGAAAUGAAUGAAGUGUUUGAAAAAGCUAAAACUCUUGAAAAAAGACCUGUAUCUUAAUGCUUAAUUAUUAUUAUUUUGAUAUAAUAAAACAUGGUAUUGGGAACUUGAAAUACUAAUCUAGCAAAUAAAGAUAGGUUGAUAUCAACUA